Molecule: messenger RNA, 1251 nt
Organism: Doryrhamphus excisus (bluestripe pipefish)
Lineage: Eukaryota; Metazoa; Chordata; Actinopteri; Syngnathiformes; Syngnathidae
Source: RefSeq, a predicted model, not a curated record
AGAAACAAAUAGUGCCACAUAAUGCUCUGUCACGUUUGAGUCGUCUUACUAAAAGCGUAUUUUUCCACCACUAUUUUUUAUUAUAGUAUGUGUAAUAGAUUGACCCUAGUUUGGACUAUUUCAAAGUCACGUUUAUAUAUUGUCAAAUGGCACAUAAACAUGAGUUUUAUGAGUUCCUUCAUACACGCAUUGCGUUUUUUUGUGCUCUGUCGCUUUCCGUACUUCCCGGAAGUGCGUUGUGUUUAUCUUUUUCACGAGCCACUGCCAGUGUGGCUAGUUACUAGUGCUGCUAGCUUAAGAGUAUCUCAAACAAACAGUGCUACAUAAUGUCUGGCGGAACCCGUCUGGAAAACGCCAACCCAGUCAUCUUCCAGCGGUCCGGCGAGAGGUUACAGACAGCCACCGACGAAGAUGAAGACGUGUGUGACCCCAUCGACGACAGGGAAAUAUUCGAUUUGAUCAGGUCCAUAAAUGACCCUGAACAUCCGCUCUCCCUGGAAGAACUCAACGUGGUGGAGCAAGUCAGAGUCAAAGUGAAUGAUGCAGACAGCACCGUGGGUAUCGAGUUCACUCCCACCAUCCCCCACUGUAGCAUGGCAACGCUCAUUGGUCUGUCAAUCAAGGUCAAGCUGCUGCGUUCGCUGCCGGACCGCUUUAAAAUUGAUGUGCACAUCACGCCGGGGACGCACGCCUCAGAGGAAGCAGUGAACAAGCAACUGGCCGACAAAGAGCGAGUGGCGGCAGCUCUGGAGAACUCGUCUCUGCUGGAGGUGGUCAACCAGUGUUUGUCCUCCAGGAGCGUCUGAACAAGAAGCCUUCAGAUGUGUUUUCCGGCGUUGUGUUGACCUGAGGAUGUGAAUUACUUGGCUGUGCAAGGCAGCUGUCAGCAGUGUGGGAAAAGUGAGACUGCUUGCUUGGUUUCCAGGUUUAAAACACACUGAGACACAUUAUUAGGUACACCUGCACCAUGAAAUGCCUUCACAAUUACUUUUUUAUGCCCACACCAUAAGAACAACGGUAGUAUAUUCUACUAAUUCAUAUUUUAUUUAAUGAAAGACGCUUAAUUCGUACUAAAACUGAAAAAAUACAUAAACUAAUUACAUCUUAAAGUUUUUACACAUUUGCACACAGUUGGGGCACACUGCAUUAGUGGUCUGCAAGUGUACCUAAUGGUAUUUUACAUAUAGUCUGCUGAAAUUUAACUGUAUGAAGUAUUCCAUUAAAAAAAACUUAUUUAAGUAUCCACCAAUA